Molecule: messenger RNA, 1641 nt
Organism: Brassica oleracea var. oleracea
Lineage: Eukaryota; Viridiplantae; Streptophyta; Magnoliopsida; Brassicales; Brassicaceae
Product: autophagy-related protein 18c
Exons: 5
Coding region: 265-1491 (408 amino acids)
Biological process (GO): autophagy of mitochondrion; protein localization to phagophore assembly site; protein lipidation
Cellular component (GO): phagophore assembly site membrane; extrinsic component of membrane; cytosol
Molecular function (GO): phosphatidylinositol-3,5-bisphosphate binding; phosphatidylinositol-3-phosphate binding; protein binding
Source: RefSeq, a predicted model, not a curated record
AAAAAAAAAAAACCGGAGAAUUACACAGGAAGGAAGGAAGGAAGGAUCAGCAAGCUCUGGAGCUUUGAAGAUUCAAUUUCUUUCUUUUUUUUUUUUGUUCAUCGUAGAUGUCGUGUUACCCCUUCGCGUUCUGAUUUGGUCCGUUUGUUUCGGUUUUGGUGGGAUUGAGAUCAGUCUAAUCUAUUUCUGCUGAGCGUUUCUUGAUAUCUCAAGACUCGGUUCUGAGAUGAAAGUGGUGUAGCAUUUUUCAACUGCUCCAAGAAAAUGAGUUCAACCGCUUCGAGUCCCCAAAGAGUCCUGCAACCAGGUGGUUAUAAUGGUAAUGACUCUCGAACCAGCAGCACUUCUAGUUCUUUUCUGCGUCCAGAGUUAGAAUCCAGCGAAACCGAAGAAGCAGAGCUAGUUUCUGUCUCCUGGAACCAGGACUCCAGUUGUUUCGCUGCUGGAACAAGUCAUGGCUUCCGCAUAUACAACUGCGAGCCUUUCAAAGAAACUUUCAGACGCGACCUGAAGAACGGUGGUUUCAGAAUCGUGGAGAUGCUUUUCCGAAGCAACAUCUUGGCCCUUGUUGGCGGUGGACCUAACUCUCAGUACCCUUCGACCAAAGUCCUGAUCUGGGAUGAUCACCAGAGCCGCUGCAUCAGUGAAUUUUCUUUUAGGUCUGAGAUUCGUGCGGUGAAGUUAAGUAGGGAUUGGAUUGUUGUUGUUCUUGAGCAUAAGAUAUACGUCUACAGUUUCGUGGACCUGAGGCUUCUUCUUCAGAUUGAAACUCACGCGAAUCCGAGAGGAUUGUGCUGCCUUUCUCAUGACUCGGAUACGUCUGUGCUGGCUUGCCCUGGUUUACUUCGAGGAGAGAUUCGAGUUGAACAUUUUGGGCUUAACAUGGUGCAAACCGUAAAUGCGCAUGACGCUAGUAUUGCGUGUAUGACCUUGACGCUUGAUGGUUUGUUGCUCGCAACUGCUAGUACAAAGGGCACACUUAUUAGAAUCUUCAACACAAUGGACGGAACUCGUUUGCAAGAGGUAAGAAGAGGAGUAGACAGAGCAGAUAUUUAUAGCAUUGCGCUUUCACCGAACGUGCAGUGGCUGGCAGUAUCAAGCGACAAGGGGACUGUUCACAUUUUCUCUCUUAGAGUUAGGGUAGUUGGGGAGGAUUCUGAUUCCACUGAGAGUGCAGCUCUCUUGACUCAACAAACUUAUUCUAAUUCUCUGCAAGGCCUUGUUUCUCCAGCCACUGGUACCAACCCCGGUUCGUCAUUGUCUUUUAUGAGAGGUGUUCUACCAAAGUAUUUCAGCUCGGAAUGGUCAUUUGCACAGUUCCAUGUAUCAGAAGUCACACAAUUCUUCGCAGCAUUUGGCAGUCACAACACGGUUGCUAUUACCGGCAUGGAUGGAAGUUUCUACAGAUGCAGCUUUGAUCCUGUGAAUGCGGGAGAGAUGGUGCAGCUUGAACAUAUCCACUUUCUAAAGACUGAUAACCGCCCAAGAUAAGUCAAAUUCAUUUAAGCCUUUGUACAUAACCAUGUCUAUGUAAAUAGAUUUGGUUGAGACUGCAUAUGAUUUGAUUCAUUGGAUAUUUUCUACUUUGGAUGAAGGACCUGCAUUAUAUUGAUUGGGACUAUAUACAUAGCUACAUAUCAA